GGCCAAGGAGUUUUCAAGGGAGUCAUUUCUGCUGUUGGUAAGUAAAUUGUAAUUAUUAUUUUAGAAAAUGAUUGUUAAAGUUUGAAUUGAGGUAUCGAGGACGCAGCUGGAGCCAAAAACAAAAUCUUGUACUCUAGAUGCAUGUAACAGACAAACUGUCUAGACGGACAUGCAUGACAUAGAGUUCUGUCUAUUAAGGCACUAAGGAGGAGAUGAGGAAGCUGGAGCUGGAGCGGGGAGAGCAAGAGAGUGAGGAGGUUGAGAACUCUGCACUGAUUGAGAAGCAACAGAAAUUUGCUGCCAAGAACAGACAGGGAAAGAAGAGAGGGAGGGGUGAACAUGAUUCAGUGACGAAGAAGAGAAAGAGUCAGGGAGGAAUGUUUAGAAUGGUAAUUGUCACUGAGCAUGGCGCCAUGUCUGAUGCUGCAGCAAAUGAAGGGGAAAUGCCAGCUGAA
Molecule: messenger RNA, 455 nt
Organism: Geodia barretti
Lineage: Eukaryota; Metazoa; Porifera; Demospongiae; Tetractinellida; Geodiidae
Source: the annotation of a GenBank genome assembly